Molecule: messenger RNA, 2147 nt
Organism: Procambarus clarkii (red swamp crayfish)
Lineage: Eukaryota; Metazoa; Arthropoda; Malacostraca; Decapoda; Cambaridae
Product: F-box only protein 27
Biological process (GO): glycoprotein catabolic process; SCF-dependent proteasomal ubiquitin-dependent protein catabolic process
Cellular component (GO): cytoplasm; SCF ubiquitin ligase complex
Molecular function (GO): ubiquitin protein ligase activity; protein binding
Source: RefSeq, a predicted model, not a curated record
GUGGUGUUGAGACAGUGUCGGGGGGAGGUGCCAGCUGGCACUGGCAGGCGUAUGUCACUUACCUGAUCUAGUGAGUGACAGGGCAAGUGACUGGCAGCAGAGUGGUGCAGUUAGUGACAGAAAACACGAUGGGUAAUACAUUGGGCUCUGGAACUGCUGAAGUUCCAGAUAAUAGAAUUGGAUUCUGUGUGGAAGUUAUUCCACAAGAAGUUAUGGAACACAUUUUCUUGUAUGUUCCCGUCAAGGAUCUUGUGACGUCAGUAACACGGGUCUGCAAGUAUUGGCAUCGCUUACUUAUCGAGUACCGCUUCUGGUUUAUAAAGGCUCAGGCUGAAGGAUUCAAUGUGAGUGCGGCUGCUAAAGAGAGGCUUCUAGAGGAGACAAAUGAGGCUUUAGUUCUCCGUAUUCUUCAGGGUAUAUGUGGAGACUACUUGCACCUCAACACUAAUCUCAUCCUCAAUCCAAGUGGACAGGAGGGAUUUAAGCACUGGACUGUAAAACACGGAGGUGAUAAAAUUAUAGUGGAGGAUGUUCCAGCUGGGUCCGACCCAAUACCUGAUGAGGCCGGCCUACCCACCCAACACUGCUUUGUCACCUCUUAUAGUACCUGCAUAAGGAUACAGGUUAUAAACCUUGAAUCUAUUGGCCUCGAUCCCCAGAUUGUUGAUAUUUUGAAACCGAAAGUUCAUAUAUCUGAAUGGGUGAGUGCAAGAUGGGACUGCCAUUCGGAGAACCAAGUAAUUGUCGAGUUUAGGGGUGCUGAAAACAGAAACCUGGUCAGUAUGAAUUGGUCCUCUGAUAAGGAUGAUGUAAUUGGAAGCAAAUGGUACAAGAUGGAGAAAGUAGUUGUGGAUUACCCGCGAGGACUAAAAAUUAUUAAAUACUCGAAUGUAGGAAAGGACCGACAGUUCUGGGCUGGACACUAUGGAGCAAAGACUGCCGGCUCUUCAGUGAAACUUGUUCUGUGAGAUUGUUUGAUAAGUAUGUACAUAGUCGGGGAGGCUAUGUAACAUUGCUACAUAGUCUCGCCAGCUUGGCGCCUUCUUUUGAUAAUUACUUACUUGAUAAGUGUUUUAGGAAUCCUCUUUAGUUGUAUAAUAUCAUGUGUAUAAAAGAAAUUUGAAGUAAAUACUAUUUAUUAAUAAGAAAAUGCUCUUUUUUUUAUGAUUCCAACUUAAAACUUUGAAAAUAGUAGCCACUCAAUUUAAGGACCUCUGAUUUACCGUUUCCCCGGUUAUAAUGACUGUAUUUGAGGUCGGUAAUUGGUGCCUUAUUUGCAGAAUCAUUGGCCAUUAAACCGGGAAUACGGUAUCUAGAUUACAGAAUCUCAUUAAACUGGAGGCCACUAUUGAGUUUGUUGUGGCAACCUUACCCUCCCUUGGUCAGUGGUAACAUUUUCCCUUCACAGAUUUCACUGCCUUGGUUAUGUAGCAUCCAGUCAGAGCCAGUCACAGGUAAUCACAACCUGUCAGAGGUAGCCACGGUAAAGUCACAGUCAGUCAUAAUCUAAGGCAGUCAGACAUUCACAGUUAUGGUAGCAACCAGUAAAGUUUAGUAAACAGUGAGUUUGAUGUCAGGCACUCAAGCAGUCUGCGUCCUAGAUCACCAGCUGGUAGGAAGGUAGCCGAGAUUCAUAAUCAUAUCAUAUUAUGUAAUCCCGUCCAGACUGGCCAUCUAGACAUGGCAAGAGGGGAUGGAUUGAGUGAGACCUAUAAGCUAGUCUGUGAUAGUCUUAGUCUGAUAUCUCUGCCACCUGCUGGCCUGCCCACUCAAUCUGCCGCCCACCUUGCUAUUCACACACUCGCCCACCCUGCCACCCACUUCCUUACUCUACCAUCUGCCAUGCCAUCAACCCACUCAUUCUGCUGCCUGCAUGCCCGAAUGUCCAGCUGCCUGCCUAGUCUGCCAUCCACUCUACUGUCCAACAGUCCUGCUGCCUGCCCACUCUGCCACCUGUUCAUUCAGCUGCCUGCACACCUGAAUGCCUGUCUGCCUACACACUAUGACCACCAGGUCAUAAUGUGGAGCCGGUCGGCCGAGCGGACAGCACACUGGACUUGUGAUCCUGUGGUCCCGGGUUCGAUCCCGGGCGCCGGCGAGAAACAAUGGGCAGUUUCUUUCACCCUAUGCCCCUGUUACCUAGCAGU